Messenger RNA from Coregonus sp. 'balchen', 6757 nucleotides. Lineage: Eukaryota; Metazoa; Chordata; Actinopteri; Salmoniformes; Salmonidae. The record is from the annotation of a GenBank genome assembly.
AUGUCUCGACGGAGUAUGAGGCUGGUUUUAGGGGGAUACUACCACCAAUCCUCCGAGGAUGACGAAUCCUCCUCAGUUUCCUACAGGGAGAGCCCUGUGAGGUGUGUGUGUCUUUCAUGUUGGACAGUAUAGCCUAAUACAGUAGGUCUGAUACAGUUGCUUUAACACCUUUUCAAACACUCUCUCUCUCUCUCAGGGUCUUUACCAAGAGGAAGACAGGGGGUCGUAAAGUGACCUCCUCUCGUACCUCCAGCCGGGCCAACAGCGUGGCUAGCAGUGCUAGCAUUGCUAGCAGCAAGGCUAGCACGAUGGAGCCACCCAGUAAUGCUGAGGACAACAUUGGUACGGUUCACACCACUUUCUGCAUCCACAGUCCCAAUGACACUCCCUCAGUUACUUUCACUGUAUACUCAGUAUUGGACAGUCGUGGUCAAACGUUUUGAGAAUGACACAAAUAUUAAUUUUCACAAAGUCUGCUGCCUCAGUUUUUAUGAUGGCAAUUUGCAUAUUCUCCAGAAUGUUAUGAAGAGUGAUAAGAUGAAUUGCAAUUAAUUGCAAAGUCCCUCUUUGCCAUGAAAAUGAACUUAAUCCCAAAUAAACAUUUCCACUGCAUUUCAGCCCUGCCACAAAAGGACCAGCUGACAUCAUGUCAGUGAUUCUCUCGUUAACACAGGUGAGAGUGUUGACGAGGUCAAGGCUGGAGGUCAAUCUGUCAUGCUGAUUGAGUUAGAAUAACAGACUGGAAGCUUUAAAAGGAGGGUGGUGCUUGAAAUCAUUGAUCUUCCUCUGUUAACCAUGGUUACCUGCAAGGAAACACGUGCCGUCAUCAUUGCUUUGCACAAAAAGGGCUUCACAGGCAAGGAUAUUGCUGCUAGUAAGAUUGCACCUAAAUCAACCAUUUAUCGGAUCAUCAAGAACUUCAAGGAGAGAGGUUAAAUUGUUGUGAAGAAGGCUUCAGGGCGCCCAAGAAAGUCCAGCAAGCGCCAGGACCGUCUCCUAAAGUUGAUUCAGCUGCGGGAUCGGGGCACCACCAGUGCAGAGCUUGCUCAGGAAUGGCAGCAGGCAGGUGUGAGUGCAUCUGCACGCACAGUGAGGCGAAUACUUUUUGGAGGAUGGCCUGGUGUCAAGAAGGGCAGCGAGGAAGCCACUUCUCUCCAGGAAAAACAUCAGGGACAGACUGAUAUUCUGCAAAAGGUACAGGGAUUGGACUGCUGAGGACUGGGGUAAAGUCAUUUUCUCUGAUGAAUCCCCUUUCCGAUUGUUUGGUGCAUCUGGAAAAAAGCUUGUCCGCAGAAGACAAGGUGAGCGCUACCAUCAGUCCUGUGUCAUGCCAACAGUAAAGCAUCCUGAGACCAUUCAUGUGUGGGGUUGCUUCUCAGCCAAGGGAGUGGGCUCACUCACAAUGCUGCCUAAGAACACAGCCAUGAAUAAAGAAUGGUACCAACACAACCUCCGAGAGUAACUUCUCCCAACCAUCCAAGAACAAUUUGGUGACGAACUAUGCCUUUUCCAGCAUGAUGGAGCACCUUGCCAUAAGGCAAACGUGAUAACUAAAUGGCCGGGGAACAAAACAUCAACAUUUUGGCUCCAUGGCCAGGAAACUCCCCAGACCUUAAUCCCAUUGAGAACUUGUGGUCAAUCCUCAAGAGGCGGGUGGACAAACAAAAACCCACAAACUCCAAGCAUUGAUUAUGCAAGAAUGGGCUGCCAUCAGUCAGGAUGUGGCCCAGAAGUUAAUUGACAGCAUGCCAGGGCGGAUUGCAGAGGUCUUGAAAAAGAAGGGUCAACACUGCAAAUAUUGACUCUUUGCAUAAACUUAAUGUAAUUGUCAAUAAAAGCCUUUGACACUUAUUGAAUGCUUGUAAUUAUACUUCGGUAUACCAUAGUAACAUCUGACAAAAAUAUCUAAAAACACUGAAGCAGCAAACUUUGUGAAGACCAAUACUUGUGUAAUUCUCAACUUUUGACCAUGACUGUAUAGCGUUCUAUUGCAGUGUGCUAGCUAGCUAGGUUAUCUUUGAAUUGUAGUUACAUAGCUAGGUUAGCUGCUUUUUGUUGUUGUUGUUCGUUAGCUAGGUAGCCUUUUCUGUCUAUGGUUACUGUCUAUGGUUACAGUUAUCUAUUAUGGCUAUUCAAAACUGACCAUCUGACUCUCUCUUUCUCCCCGCACCCCUUGCCCCUCAGGGGUCUCAAGUUUGGUUCAGAGGAGGAAGACCUUCCAGGAGCCUCCCAGUGUGGCUCCAGCCCCAGCCCCCAGCCUGAAUCUGGCUCCUAGCCCCAGGGGCUUCCCCUCCUACCAGACCAUCCUUAACCAGGCCCAGAGCCAGAGCAGUGCCGUGGACAGCUCUGGUUACUCCUCUUCGGAGACAAGACGUUCCAAAGGAUACUCUGGAUACUCCUCUUUAGACAAACAAAGGACCAACAGGAAAAGCGCCAGUGCCAGCACCAGCGCCAGCUGGAGUGAGUAAUGUGUGGGUGUGUGCUUGUUUGUUAGCAUUAGCAUAGCGUUAGCUUGUUUAUAUGCUUGAAGCUUGUUUGUUAGCAUUAGCUUGUUUCUAUGCUUGUAGCCUGUUUGUUAACAUUAGCUUGUCUCAGUGAUUGUAGCUUGUUCUUUAGCAUCAGCUUGAACUCUGUCUCCUCCUGUAGCCCCUCCGUUUGACCCUGCCGGUGUGGGGAAGGACAUUCUAAUUGCCUUCCUCCUCAUCCUCUUGACCUUUGGUGAGUGGUAUCACAGCCCAUAAUCAUGCAGUCUAUAGUUAUAUAGAACUGCUAUGAAAAGAACCAACAGCAUGCUGUGUACACCUGCACUUUUACUUUAUUGGUGCUAGCAGUAAAUUGUCCACACAUGACAUGCCUAACCAUAGUACUUACUGGCGAUUGAUUCACUGAGCGAAUGUAUAGAAUGGCACUAACAGAAGUACAACACAUACACACCCAUUGUUGACGAGCAAUAAUGUAGACACAAUAAUGUUCACACAUCUAAAUGUUGUCUGUGUAAACUGUACGAUACUGUGCUCCUUGGAUUAUUCAGGUCUAUUCUGCCUCUCUUUGCUAGGCUGUUGGCACCUUGCCCCCUUAGUAUGGUCCACCCUGACUCUGACCCUGAACCGUCCAGUCAUCACCCCGACUCCACCCCCUGUCUUCAGUCUUCCUCCCAAGGCUAUGGUAGGAUCUGAUAGGACCACAUACCCGCCAAUCAUCUCUCUAUCAUCUUUCUCUUGAUUUGGUAGGAUGCUGCAUUGACGCUCUGCAUAUGUAACCUACUCCUGGAUUGUACAAUCAAGUUUGUCAACUCUUUUUGCAGGAUGGAGCUUCGGUAUUUAAUUCUGCUUUGGAAGCCAAGAUGAACACCAUUCUGGUAAGAGAGAGUAUACAAACUAUACUCCAUUUGGGUGUAUUCAUUUGGUGAACUGACUUGUGCAUGUUUCUCCCACAGAGAGAAAUAGAAAUACUUAAGAAGGACCACCAGCAGAAAUGUGUUACCGAGGUGAGUACUCUACAGUAUUAUGUGGAAUGGGGUUGUCAUAAUGUUCUAUAACAGUCUAGUAUGGAGAACAGGGUUUCAGUUAUAGAUGUCUAUAGAAGUGUACUAUAUGUGUAAUAGGGAGUCAUUUAUAGGGCUCUAUAGUAGUGCAGUAUUUGGCAAAUAGGGUUUCAUUUAGUGAUGAGCGAUUAGUGCUUUUUGAGGUCAGUUCAGUUUUUGUUUGAUAAUGAAAAAAUUAUAACGGUUUUGAUUAUUUUUUCAAACAUGAAAUUCAUUAUGAAAUAAUGACGUUACUAUGUUUUUAUACCUUUUUUAAUGGAAAUUCCAAAGCCCAAAAUGGUGAACAUUCAAUUGAAAAACAUAGCAAAUAUUCCUUUGUCUCUGAUCAGGUCCAUAUUGGGUAGACAUCAAUAGGAAAUUACUAUGAAAUAAUAAACAUUUUCAGUUGUGUAUAUUACUUAGUUUUUAUUUGAUUACUUUAUUAUUUUUCAUUCCUUAAAAGUAAUCAUCUCAUCUCUGCUCAGGCAGCAGCAGUCAGCCAGCCAGGCCAUCUAACAUUAUGUGCUCUCCAUACUGUACUGUCUUUAGUCAUCCUAUUUGGCUAGCCUGCCUAAGUAUGCUGCAGAGCUGUCUGACGAUAUAAUUUGACUAGUUCUUCAAAGUAGAUUAGGCAUACUUUCAAACUGUCUGUCUCUCUCAUCGUUAUGUACAUUAUUCUCUCAUGCGGUCUGUGUGUAUCUAACCUAACGUAGCAGAUGUAAAAGUGUAUCAUGUCCAGAGGUCUGUAUAUAACGAUGAGAUGCUCAUGUCUCCGCCCUAACAACGGGAGUCGUUGUCCCAAAGGCGGGAAGGCAGGCGACAAGCUGAGGUCCAAAAUAAGCCCAUAGAAACGCAUUGGUCUUAUUUUGGACAGAUUUUGGCGAGAGUGAAACCUCUCGCUUCUCCUCUUCCUCUCUGAUCCGUCUGAGGUGGAAAAAACUGGUACAAUGGGUUAUGGACAUUGAGGUUAAUUACCACAUUUCUGCGCUGAACUAGGUUGAAUAUUUGCCUAGUGAAAGUCCAUUCAGCCCAGCGUCCCACAUAGUUCAUGACUUGAUUUCUUUCGUGAAUUAUUUAAUUUCUCUCUAGAGAAACGGCGCGUUGGGCUCACAAAAAAAAACUCACUAAAUGGAAUUCAAGUAAUUGAACCGACAUCGGUCAAACCGGAAAAACACGAAAUGCCGGUUAAUCGCUCAGCGCUAGUUUCAUUUCUAGGGUUUAUACUAUAGCAGUGUUGUAUAUUUACAUACAGGGUUGAGAUGUGGUCUUUGUGCUUGUCUAUCCCAACAGAUAGUAGAGAGACUGCAGACAGACUUGACAGACGUGAGGACAGACAUGAGGAACUUGAGAGUGAGAGUGGACAGGUGAGUGUGUGGCUGGUCCCGUCCAGAAACUACCCCUAGCUCCUGCCCCAUGCUCCCUAGGCAGAUUUGAAAGGAUUUAAAACAUUGUCUCGUACUUUUCCUAUUAACCAAUCUAACAUCCCAACCUUGUUUACAAAACAGAGUUUGAGUCUUUCAUCCAAUCUUAAAUAGCGGGCACUUAACCUUAAAAGGCAGAAGAUUAAACAUCUCUGUUUCUCACUAAAUAGACAAAGUUGUAUUAUAUUCUAUUCUAUUGUAGUGUGGAUCCUUUGGAUUGGGACCAUCGUUUGAGCCAGCAGACGGCCGGCUUCACCAGUCAGGUGAACGACCUCAAGGACCAACACACACACAUCUGGCAGAGAGUCGCUGCCCUGGAGGACCAGAGUACUACGGUAAUGUACACACCCACAAACAGGUACACAAACUCUGUAAAAUUUGUAGCACUGAACUAAUGCGAUUGGAUAAGAGUGUGUGCUAAAUAACUGAAAUGUGAAUGGUUGAGUCCAAAAUGGCACCCUAUUCCCUACGUAGUGACCUGGUCAAAAGUACUGCACUAUAUAGGGAAUGGGUGCCAUUUUUGGACGCACACAACGUGAAUGAUGAGCCUUCCUAACCUAAUGGAUUUGGUGUCUGUUGUGUAGCUGGAGCAGCAUGUCUACUCUCUCCAGAACCAGCCUCCUCCAGCACCCAGCCCCACCAAAGCCAACGCACGCCUGACCACCGAGCUCAAAGAGGCCAUGGCCAAAUGGCUGCAUGAGAAUGUGCCCCAGAAUGAGCCACGGAUUGUGAAGGAGAUUGUAAAGGACUGCAGUCCUCCAUUGGCUGACAGGAUGCCGGACUUUGCCUUAGAGUCCCAAGGUGCCAGCAUUGUGAGCACGCGAUGUUCCGAGACGUACCGUACCCGCUCGGCAUGUGUGACCUUCCUGGGUGUACCUCUCUGGUACCCCACUGAGAGCCCCCGCACCGUUAUCCAGGUACAUCUCCCUCUUUCUCUCUCUUUUUAUAUCCUUUCUUUGUUGUGAUUGUUGCCACCAGGUCAAUAGGAAUAGGAAUCUCCACUCUCCUUUUCUCUCUCUGUCUCCUUUCUUUGUAACGUGUUUUGUCAUCACUUUAUAAUCUAACUGAACAUGAACCUCACCUGUCCCACCCCUCAGGGCCAAUCUGUGCAGGCUGGGAAAUGUUGGGCGUUCCACGGUGCGCAGGGCACCCUAUUCAUCGCCCUGUCUCAUCCCAUUCGCAUCACCCACGUCACCCUGGAACACCUGCCUGUCUCCACCGCUCCCACCGGACGCAUCAACAGCGCCCCCAAGGACUUCUCUGUCUAUGUGAGUCAACUCUGACACCUGACCUAACUGUGAUACUGUGACCCCCCCCCCCCCCCACACACACACACUUCCUGACACCCUAUUCCAUGUAGAAUCUUCUGUAGGACAUUUCCCACAUAGAUGUCUGGAGCAGUAUGCUGAGGACUGCUUUCUCCCUUAAAGAUCUCACUCGUCUAUUUCUCUCUCUGUGAAGGGUAUGUCCACCGAGACAGAAGAUGGCACCUUCCUGGGAAACUUCACUUAUGACCAGCAUGGAGAGCCAAUCCAAACCUUCCAACUGCCCGUGAGUCACAUCAUUCAAACUUAGCCAGGGUUAGGCUAGCUAGGUUUAACUUUUGGGGCUUGCUAUAGCUGAAAUCUGCCUCACUCAGUUGAGUUUCUCGUGCUAACUCUUUAUCUUUCCCGUUCUCUCUCUCUCUCAGAACCCUACCAGGGCCGUCUAUUGCUAUGUAGAGCUGCGCGUUCUGAGUAACUGGGGUCACCUGAAGUACACGUGCGUGUACCGCUUCCGUGUUCACGGACACAUGGCCCCCUCCUCCACAUGA